AUGGAGGUACAAGCCAUGGUGGCCCCCCGGCCAUGGGACCGAGUGAAGCUGUUGGGAGCCUUGGUCUUGGUGGCAUCCAUGGCGUCCUCGGUGGCAGGUGACACGCGUGUGGUGGGCGGCAUGGACUGCGAGCCCCACUCGCAGCCGUGGCAGGUGGCCAUCCUCGACAUGUACAAGCUCUACUGCGGCGGCGUCCUGGUGGCCCGGCAGUGGGUGGUGACAGCGGCCCAUUGCACCACGCCAGGGAUCACCACCAUCCGCCUGGGCAAGCACAACCUCUUCACGCGAGAAUGGGGCGAGGAGCGGAGGUUGGUGCAGAAGCUGGUUCCUCACCCCAACUACAACCCCAGCACCAAGGACAACGACAUCAUGCUGAUCAAGCUCCUGACGCCCGUCACACUCACCGAGAGGAUCCAGCCUGUCCCUGUGGCCUCCUGCCCCCCAGUGCCUGGCACCAGCUGCACCACGUCGGGCUGGGGGGCCACCACCUCUCCAGAAGUCUCUUACCCGGACGUCUUGCAGUGCGUCACCGUCACCAUCUUCUCGACGGCUGAGUGCAAGCGGUUAUACCCCGGCUCCAUCACCGAGAACAUGAUAUGCGCCGGGAGCCUCCAAGGCGGUAGGGAUUCCUGCCAGGGUGACUCGGGGGGACCCCUCAUAUGCAACGGGGUGCUGCAAGGCAUCGUCUCCUGGGGCGACCACCCCUGCGGGCAGGCGGGGAGGCCAGGGGUCUACAGCCGGGUCUACAACUACCUCGACUGGAUCAGGGAGACCAUGGCGGAGGACUGA
Messenger RNA from Cygnus atratus (black swan), 789 nucleotides. Its product is annotated as kallikrein-13-like. Gene Ontology annotation, biological process: proteolysis. NCBI's taxonomy places the organism in Eukaryota, Metazoa, Chordata, Aves, Anseriformes, Anatidae. The transcript has 5 exons. The record is from RefSeq and is a predicted model, not a curated record. Bases 1 to 789 code for a protein of 262 amino acids. Gene Ontology annotation, molecular function: serine-type endopeptidase activity.